GAGCGAUCGACGGAGGAUGUGCGUACAUUUAUAUGUGAUCUGAUAUGAUUCUCUCUCUGAAUAUCCACAAGACUGAAGUCAGUCUGGAAUGAGGGCUGCCAUCAUCAUCUUCAUCUUCAUCACUCUCUGCCUGAUCUCAGGUCAGGUACUUUGUUUCAGUGUAUUUGGAUGCACUGGAGGGAGUUUGAUGUUCAAGUGCCCAUACAAGAACCAGAAUUAUCAAUAUAAAGAGAAGUAUUUCUGCAGACACCUCUGUAUAUCAGGCAUCAGUACUGAGCUUCAGCGUCGCUGGGAUUAUAACGAGAGAUUCGCUCUGUAUGAUGAUGAAAACAGCAGAUUCUUCACUGUGUUUAUCAGGAACCUCAGCAGAGAGGAUGACGGGGAAUAUACAUGUGGAAACAUUCAGACAUGGAGUCAUAAUGUUGAGUUAGAGGUAAAGAAAGAGUCUCGUUGUGGGACGUCUGUUAUCCUGGACGAGUAUGUUGGACAAACAAUCACUUUCCACUGUGAAUAUGAUGAUAAGUUUAAAUCACACACCAAAGUCUUCUACAGAUUGAAUGGAGAUCCUGUCCAUGUGCUGAACAGCUCACAGUCAUCACAAUCAUCUGAGGAGAAGUUCAUUCUGUCUGACAGUCAUGAAGAUCAUUUUACUGUGACCAUUAGAAACAUUUCUGCAGACGACGGAGGAGUUUAUUUAUGUGGAGUGGAGAGAGACGGAUCAGAUGAUCGACCUUCAGAAACAUCAAUUACUCACAUAACCUUCAUUAAAGAGAUUCAGAUGAAUGUUAAAAGUCGAAUCACUUCUGUCCUGGUUCAGGCCUACUCCAGUAAAUCUGUCUUCAUCACGUGUAAAUUUCCACAAGAGUUCAAAGGAAACAAGAAAUUCAUCCAGAAAGAUUCAUCACAGAAGAUCCCUGUUGAUGAACAGAAUCAAUGGGUCCGUCAUGAUAAAGUUCACAUGUAUGAUGAUUCCAGUGAAGGACUUCUGAAGGUUUUUAUCAGUGAUUUAACAGCAGCUGAUGAAGGAACGUACAGGUGUGGAGUGAAUAUCGCUGGUGAUGAUCUGUUCACUGAGGUCAAACUCACAGUAAAUCAAGUUGAUCAUUUUCGUGCAUCAAGUAAAGCGUCUGCUGUUACUGGUGAAAGUGUGAAACUCACCUGCGAUUUCCCUGAGAAACACGACGAGACCUUCAAACACAUCUGCAGAGAGAACGAGAAGAAGAUAUGUGAGAACAUCAGUUCAUCAGAGCAGAAACGCUUUGAGUUUUCUGUCAGUACAGCAGGAGUUUUUACAGUGAUCAUCAGUGACGUGAGCAAGAGAGAUGCUGGAGUUUACUGGUGUGGAGCAGAAACCAGAGACACACAUCUGACUUCUGUCUCUCUCACCAAUCAACAUCAACUCACUGUGACCAUGCCUCCAGCAGUCGGACGUGAAGGAGAUUCAUCAGAGAUCAAAUGCCCUUAUAAUGCAAAACAUGCAAAAGAAGUAAAGCAUCUUUGCAAAGGAAAGUGUUUCACUGAAGAUGCUCAAAAUAUAAUUCGAUCAGAUGAAUCCCAUGUUAUUAAACCAAAGAUUUCAGUAAAGGAUGAGCCUGAACUCAAUCUCUUCACUGUGACCUUGAGUGACCUGAGAGCAGAGGAUGCUGGGAUAUACUGGUGUGCAGUGAAAGAUGUGUUUAAUCUUCCCACUGAACUCAUGAUCGUCAUGAAAGAUGCGGUCACUCAUGAAGCGUCUGUCGGAGGAUCAGUGUCCAUCAGCUGUAAGUUCAUCAGGAAUCACACGCGUCUCCAGAGGUUGUUUUGCAGAGGAGAUCAGCCGAAUAUCUGUGUCCGAGACGGAGUUCGUGUUUCAUCGAAUAGGAGAACAAAUGGGCGAUUCUCUGUGACUGAUGAAACCUCAGCUGGAGUCUUUACUGUGAACAUCAACAACCUGACAGAAGAGGAUUCUGGGAAAUACUGGUGCGCAGAGGAGAGUUCUGGGUCGUUCAUAUUCACUGAAGUUCAUCUACAUGUGAUCAGAGAAACAGUGACAUCUUACACUGAAAGAGAAACAUCCCAGGACAAAGAAAAGUCUGGCUCUUUUGUGAUAGUUGUGGUUUCUGUGGGUUUGAUCCUGCUGGCUGUGUGUUUAGUGCUCCUGUUGCUCAAAAUAAAAUACAACUGUAAACAUGGCAUCAUUUCAUCAUGUGGAUCGACUCCAGCACAGUUACCCACAAUCCCCUCCGAUGGGCUCCUGUGCACUGCUGUCAGUUUCCAGAAGCAUGAAGAGUCUCUCGGUGACGCUGCACUCGCCUUCAGUGAUGAGAAGAUUCACUCUGAUUACACCACGGUCAUUUACCACAUCAUGCCAAAUGAAUUUUAGUAUAGCCUAAAGAAACUCUGGGGUUAUUUUACACCAUCACACUGAUGCCAUUACAUGCUCUUCCCUUUCCUGUAUUCUGCUUCAGCUCUCCAUACAUUGAUAAAUUGCAUGUAUGUGUGUAUAUGUUAGAGAAGAGUUAAUAAAGUCUUGUUCGUGUCACACA
Ctenopharyngodon idella (grass carp) is the source of this 2525-nucleotide messenger RNA. Its product is annotated as polymeric immunoglobulin receptor-like. Bases 89 to 2362 code for a protein of 757 amino acids. Lineage: Eukaryota; Metazoa; Chordata; Actinopteri; Cypriniformes; Xenocyprididae. The transcript is spliced from 10 exons. The record is from RefSeq and is a predicted model, not a curated record.